Molecule: messenger RNA, 753 nt
Organism: Solanum lycopersicum (tomato)
Lineage: Eukaryota; Viridiplantae; Streptophyta; Magnoliopsida; Solanales; Solanaceae
Product: actin-depolymerizing factor 7
Biological process (GO): actin filament depolymerization
Cellular component (GO): cytoplasm; actin cytoskeleton
Molecular function (GO): actin filament binding
Source: RefSeq, a predicted model, not a curated record
CUUUUUAUAUACAUUGAAAAAACAUGCAGUUGCAUAUGUAAAUCAGUCUCCUCUUUCUCUCUUACGGAUUCAAAGAUCUCUCCUGCAUCAUGGCGAAUGCUGCAUCUGGAAUGGCUGUGCAUGAUGACUGUAAGCUGAAGUUUUUGGAGCUAAAAGCAAAGAGAAUCUACAGGUUCAUCAUUUUCAAAAUUGACGCCCAACAAGUGGUCGUGGAGAAGCUUGGAAACCCUGAAGAAAGCUACGAAGAUUUCACCAACGCUCUGCCUGCAGAUGAAUGCCGAUAUGCUGUCUUUGAUUUCGACUUUGUUACUAAUGAAAAUUGCCAGAAAAGCAAGAUUUUCUUCAUUGCCUGGUCUCCUGAAACAUCAAAGGUGAGGAUGAAGAUGGUGUACGCGAGUUCAAAGGACAGAUUCAAGAGAGAAAUAGAUGGAAUUCAAGUUGAAUUGCAAGCAACAGAUCCUACUGAAAUGAGCCUUGACAUUAUAAAAUCGCGAGCACUUUAAAUCUCAUCAUAUCCGUCUCCAAGCCGAUGCUAUGCUGUUGUAAUUUAGUGUUUUUUCCAAUUUGAUUAUGUUCCAAGUCAUAAGCUUUAUCUUUGUGUUACUUCCAUUUUCAUCACCCUGAUCAUUUCUGGAUAUUCUUUUGUUUUUUUCCCCUGAAUGAAACAUCAGAUUGUGAUCUCAUUCAUUUCAAUUUUCUAUUGUAUAACUUGCGCGUAAAAAACACACAGAGAAUUUUUCUCAUUUCACAAUU